This is a messenger RNA of Prunus armeniaca (apricot), 297 nucleotides long. NCBI's taxonomy places the organism in Eukaryota, Viridiplantae, Streptophyta, Magnoliopsida, Rosales, Rosaceae. The record is from the annotation of a GenBank genome assembly.
AUGGAUGACAUUGCGAAGCAAACAUGGGAGAAACUCGAAGAGAUGUUUGGGGCUAAAUCGUUGCACAACAAGCUCUUUUUGAAGAAGGAGCUCCACUCUCUAAAGAUUGACAAGAAUCCCACCAGGCGUGCCAAAAGUGUUGGCUGUUGCGAAUCUCACGGCCUGGUGAUCGGGCUGAGGGGAUGUGCGUCAACACGUGACGUCCUUCUUUUGGAUGCGGUGCGGUUGUGUGCGGGCGUGCCAGCACAGUUUACCGUGCGUCGAGAUGAUGAUGAGGUUUGGGUAGAAGAUGGUUAA